Messenger RNA from Wyeomyia smithii (pitcher-plant mosquito), 6763 nucleotides. RefSeq lists its product as uncharacterized. NCBI's taxonomy places the organism in Eukaryota, Metazoa, Arthropoda, Insecta, Diptera, Culicidae. The coding region runs from base 2643 to 5645 and encodes 1000 amino acids. Gene Ontology annotation, molecular function: nucleic acid binding; RNA-DNA hybrid ribonuclease activity. The transcript has a single exon. The record is from RefSeq and is a predicted model, not a curated record.
CCGAAUACAUUCGCAAUAUGAAAGUGUAUUAUAAUUUGUUUAGCACAGAACGUAGUUCACUAAUGGCGAUCGUUCGUUUUUUUUCUAUAAUAAGACAAACAGUUAUAUCAAAAACUUCUCGUCAUUUUAUAGUUUUCGCGUAAAAUCUAACUGGUGUGCGAGAUCGGAAGGAAAAGUUGUGUCCAGGUUACGGUCUGGUCUGGUACGGUCGAAAAUCAGAGCGACCCCGUUCGAAGUCCGUUCUUGCCUCUGAGAAUGAAAGCUGACAGUUUAUCAAGAAUGCGUUAUAUUAGUGGAAGAUCCAACCAUAGAGUUUUGCAGGCAUGUGCUAAACUGUUUGGUUAUAUCGUAACAAUGCAAAACUAUCGGGUGACUACCAAAAUUUUAAUUUUUUUCUACUGCAGUCAAAAAACGUGUUCGAGAACAUUUGUGUUUUUGGCGUAAUCUGGUGAUGCUUUAUUUAGCUGAAACAGAUACUUUCUAUCGGCCUGGUGUUUCCUAUGAAAUGGAAUCAAUUUUUUUCCAAACAUUCUUUCUGGUACUCUGGUUUUGAAUGAAAGCCAACCUUGGGCGAAGAACGAAGUCCUUUUUUGUAGAGGUUUACACACACAAUUACACACAGUCGAAACCGAAAGUUUUUCGUUUUUAAAAUAUUUUAUCGUGAACUUUUAGCUAAAAUUUGUAUGUAGGCUUGAAAAUGGUCACGGUAGAACAACUUUUCACUGCGGUAAUCAUAUUCUUUUCCUUCUUACGGUGGCCAGGCUCGCUGUCAUUUAGACAGCGUUCUACUGUGAACAUGCUAGAGUAAACAUGUCAAACGAGUACUCGCCACCAGGUUUGUGUUUUCUCCUCAGAAAAUCUCUAGAGUGCUGGAGAAUAUCUUGCACUGCGAAAACAACUGCUCCCACACUAGAGAUUCCUUUUAACGGCGUAGGUACACGAGGACUACACUUUUGCCCGGCAGGUUUUUUUACACUUUCCGGACUACUUGCCAGUGUACACUGUGGUGUUCUUCUGCGUAUUCUCUUUAGAGUUUUUCACCCCUCUUAUUUCUCUCAGAUGUGGGGUGAGCUGGAAGUGUGUUUGUCUCGUUGUCACGUACUGAAAGGGAAGUGCGCGAUGAUUUUUUUCUCCGCUGAGGAAAAUGCCAAGCAUGCUCGCCACCACGACGUUUUUUCCCUAAACGUAUUUUGACAUUUUCGCUGGAAAAGAGAAUACUUAAAAUACUCGUUGAUCUUGUAAUAAUAUUCCUCAACAGAAACCGAAGUUAGUAGACAGAAAAAAAACAAAAUAACAUCGCUUAACGAAUGACAGUGUGAAUCUCUUCGAUGCGCGAGUGUCAUUUGACCAUGUUUUCUAUGUGCGAGAUCCUGCGGUCGUUCUAUAUUAAUGAGCGAGAUUCUACUGCGAUGCACACUAACGAAGCGAAUUAAAUGAAACUGUUAGCCGUUAUCAAACAUGGUUAUGACAGAUAUUAAAGUCUUCAAACUAGGAUAAGAUGUUUUGUAGGCUAGUGCUACAAAACACACCCAACAUCCACUGCCAAUAAUAUGAAGCGCGGAGUAUAGAAAACACCUGAGCAAUAUCACAAUAGAUCUAAUAUCUGGUCGCAGUGAUGAGCCCACACAGAAAAAACAUCAAUCGUGAACACAACACAAAAGUCAACGAAUGAGCAAUUGUAUAGAGAUUUUGAUUCGCACAAGGCACAUUGAAUACAAAAAGAUUGUGAAACCAAGACAAAGUUGAUGCUCGAUAUUUAUUUAUUGAUUUUUUUAUUUACAAAUAUACCAACAGGCAGAAUAUUACCUCAGUGGUUACUAGUACAAUAAUACAUUAAACUACGAAACAGCGAAACAAAGAUCGAUGGACGCGAGCGGAUAGGUGAAAAUCAAACAUUACUGAAACAAGGUAGAAAGCUCUUUAAGGGGUUAUAUACCUUUUAAGUCGUUAAAAAUGAGGGAAGUUUGAAUUUAUUUUUAAGAGCAUAGCACCAUUUUCAUUGCAUCAAAGUGGUAUUUUUCUGAACGUAUAAUUUAUCAACAACAAAAAAAUACGUUUGAUUUUGAGAUAUACCAAUUAUUAUUGGAAUAAUGGCCGUUUCCCCGAAACGCUAUUUUUUUGUAGAGGCUUACGGUGAUCAUGAUAUAGACUCAGAUCGCUUUUAUGAGUAUUUUAUUUUCAGUGCAAACGGGAACGUUUUUACCAAAAAAUGCACGUUUUGAGCGCUAAAAAUUGCAUUGAAAAUUUUUUUGCGGCAAAAUGUAACUGUAUGUUUCAAAAAGCGAUCGUUCAAGGAACGGCGAAUUUAAUAACGAAAAUUUAAAAAAAAGAUGAAGGAAAUCGGUUCAGUAGUUUUCCCGCAAUCAGGAUCACGGCAAAGUCAUUUUUGGAAAACACUGUUUCGAGAUAAUCGCGUGUAAAGUUUCAAGUUUAGCUUAUGCGGCCGCGGCGGGGCGCGCUGUAAAUCGCUCUAACUUUCUUCCCAUUGCUUAGAUCUUCAGGAAAAUUUGUGAAAUUGUUCUCAAAAUGUUGUAUUUGAGGAUAAUGCAAUAAAUUUUUUUCGGUUUUUUGAAAACCAAAAAGGUAUAUAACCCCUUAAAGACCUAUAAUGGCAUUGAUUGCGCUAUAGUUGGUGCAGCGAAAUGGAAUGUGUAAUAAUGGUGAUCUCCGUAACAGCUGAUAGGGAAAAGUUCCAACAUAUUGAAUUUGACGAGGCUUUCUUCUACAAAUCAAUCGAUGAGCGAAAUGCUCACAUUGUUGACUCGAUAAUCAAUACAGCAAACCAAUCUAUCCGAAAGUCUUCACCUAAAGCGGGACGCAAGUCCGUUGCUUGGUGGAAUGAUACAAUAUCGCAAGCAAUAAAAGACAGAAAACGUAGCUUAAACUUUUUCAAAAAACACCCAACGUCUGAAAAUGAAAAAAAGUUAAAAAUUCUAAAAUCUAAGUCGAGGGCUCUUAUACGGUAUCAUAGCAAGCAGUCGUGGAGAAAAAUGGUAGCUUCAAUUAACUCGAAUGUUCCGCAAACUUGUAUUUGGAAACAAAUUCGAAGUAUUAGUGGGUUACAUAAAUCCAAUCUAAUAACAUCCUUGAAGCAUCAUAAUGCUGUUUUAUCAAAUACUUCUGACAUAGUUGAACUCUUGGGAAAAUAUUUCUCACAGGUAUCUUCAACUGAGAAUUACUCCCCAUCGUUUAAAAGACACAAAUCGAAAGUUGAAAUUCUCCCACUAGUAAUCAUGAAUAACAACAAAUCGUAUAACAAAUCUUUUUCCUCAUUUGAAUUUCAAUCAGCUUUGAAUUCUACUAAGGGAUCUUCACCGAGAAAAGACAUGAUUCAUUAUGAUAUGUUGAAACAUUUAUCUCAAACAGCUAAAACAUAUUUACUGAAAUUUUAUAAUCGUAUAUGGACCGAACAAGUUUUUCCCAAUGAAUGGCGUCAUUUCAUAUUGAUCCCUAUUUUGAAACCCUCCAAAGAUCCAUCCUUAAUAUCUAGCUAUAGUCCAAUAUCCUUGACAAGUUGUCUCUGCAAACUUCUUGAAAGAAUCGUGAACAAAAGAUUAACCUGGUACAUUGAAAGUAACAAAAUUCUCUCUGACUAUCAAUUUGGCUUUCGCCGGGGACGAUCUACGAUUGACAGCUUAACUAUCCUUGAAUCUGAUAUACAAUCAGCUUUUCUGAGAAAACAACAUACUUAUGCUAUCUUCUUCGAUUUAGAAAAGGUAUACGAUCUAACAUGGCGUCGACAAAUUUUAAACAAAUUAAAAACCAUAGGAAAUGAUGGUAAUAUACUUGGCUUUGUCAAUAACUUUCUCCAAAAUCGCAAAUUUCAAGUACUACAAGGAAACACUUUUUCGUCCUCUUACGAUUUAGAAAAUGGAAUUCCUCAAGGAGCUGUCCUAAGUGUGACUUUGUUUUUAUUAUCAAUUGAUGAUAUCACAAAACAGAUAGACCCCAUAUGCAAAAUUCUGCUUUACGCAGAUGGUAUAGUAUUAUAUAUGUCAUCAAAUUUUUUAAAAUCUUUACAAAAACGGAUGCAAUCAGCUGUUAACAAAAUGCAAAAAUGGUUAUCUAAUAACGGAUUCAGAAUAUCAGUACCAAAAACGUCUUGCAUGCAUUUUUGCAGAAGGAAAAAACAUAGUACAAAUUUAGUUUUUCAAAUUAUCAAGGAUAAUAUCCAAGAAGUUGAAGAAGUGAGGUUCCUUGGAAUGAUCUGCGAUAAAAAGUUGUCAUGGCGAACCCAAAUUGAACAUGUGAAGAAGAAGUCUCUAAAGGCUAUGAACAUCAUGAAAACAUUGUCAAACUUUAAAUGGGGAUCUGAUCGCAGAACAUUGAUUAAAUUACAUAAUUCUCUAGUGCUCUCUCGGUGUGAGUAUGGAAAUUGCAUAUAUUCGUCAGCAUCACCUAAGCUUCUAAAAUCCUUGGAACUAGUACAUCACCAAGGCUUACGCAUAGCAAGCGGAGCUUUUCGUUCAUCUCCCGUUAUCAGUAUCUUAGUAGACACUGAGUUUUUGCAAUUGGAUAUCAGACGAGAAAAACACACCUUAUCACAAAUGUCUAGAAUCUUACGUAAUCAAACUCAUCCUAUGUUAGAAUCAAUUCAACAAUUACCAAUUGACAACACAAAUAAAAACCAAACCUUUCCUUCUAGAUGCUCCCAAAUAUUAAACAAGCUCUGCCUAGAAUUACCUAAAAUCAAAACAGAGCACCUUGGUAAAAUUGCUCCGUGGUUACUCCCAAAAUUGGACAUAAAUAUUGAACAAAGUGCCUUCCCCAAGAACUCUACCAACUCUGAUGUAUACAAGUCUCUGUUCCGUAAAAUGUUAUAUGAAAACUCGGAUUAUCGACUUAUGUUUACUGACGGCUCAAAAUGUAACGCCAUCACUUAUUAUGCAGUUUUCGAUGAAAGCAACAACAAAAUAUUAAAGUCAAGACUUCCAAACAAUUCUUCAGUUUAUAAUGCUGAACUUACGGCGAUUCUCAAAGCAACAAAGCAUAUCUUUAAUAGCAAUUUUAACAAAUAUAUUAUAAUAACCGAUUCAUUGAGUGCCUUGUCAGCACUUUCCGAUUAUUCUUCAAACCAUCCAAUGAUACAAUCAAUCUUUGACAAUAUUUUCUCUUGCCAACAAAAGUCUAAAACAAUCAAACUUUAUUUUGUACCAAGCCACAUGGGAAUCCAUGGCAAUGAAAUUGCAGAUAAAGCGGAAAAAGAAGCAUCACAUGAGCCUAACUCACGAGGUAAACUGUUGGCAAAAGAUUUUAUAAACUUUUCAAAAAAUGGAAUGUCCCAGCACUGGGAAAAUAAAUGGAAUAAUAUUACAGAAAACAAAUAUCGCCUUAUUCGCAACUCGACAUCUCACUGGCAUUGUGUGAAUAAAUUUUCGAAGAGAGAUGCGGUAGUUCUGACAAGACUACGAUUAGGACAUACCAGUUAUACUCAUUCUUAUUUAAUGUCCAAGGAUAAUCCCCCAAUCUGUGAUUCUUGCAAACAAAACAUAUCUGUUCAACAAAUAUUUGAACAUUGCUCUAAAUAUACUGCGAUACGAAAAAGCUUUUCCAAUAAUGGUAUUGAUGCCCUCAAAGAUAACAUGAAGAGUAUAAAAAAUGUUAUAAACUUUAUGAAACAAACAGAUUUAUAUGAUCUCAUUUAAAGUUCUCCUAUUUCUAUAAUUGUAACCAAAAAUAUUAUGAUAGAUUAAUAGACUGUUAAAAAAACACUUGUAAAUAUUAGUACCAUAAGUUAGCUUUAGAGUAAUGUAUUUGUAAUGUUAAUUCUUUCUUUCCUGUAAUGUAUUGUAUAACCUCACGGCCCAAAUAGCCCUAGUUGUGCUGGUGGCCGACCAAAUGUAAAUAAAUAAAAUAAAUAAAUAAAUUUUCACGAUGUUGAGUGCGAUCGAUUGUGAUUUUCAGCUGUACACUUACUUUUUAAACUCCAACCUAUUGAACACACCAUUUUUUUCACUGUCGUGAAAACUCAAAUCAACCUGCGUAUGUUUUGACAGAAACCACUUCAUGAAAUCAAAGGAAUAAACCAUCAAAAAAGCCAUGAGAAACCCACACUUAAGAUGUGAAAUAGUGCUUUUGUUUCGAGUGAGUUUCAACAUUUGGUCACCUUUCCAGACUGAUUCGCGUUUAGGGAGCAACUAACAAAAUGUAAACAAAUCGUUUAAUUACACCACUGGUUUCGAAAAGACUCACACAAUUCAUGGCAAGAAUCCUAUCUUUUGUAUAAAUCGAUAAAAUUAUUUAAAUCAAGUUGUUAGUAAAGGGCGACAAAACAGUUUACCCAAAACAAAAGAUACUUUGGAACUAGGACCUUUGAAUUGUUUUGAAACAACGGACUUACUUGCGAAAUACUUCGUAAACAGGCGACAGUAAAGGGCGGAUCAACAUUGUUUUCAAAAUAAAGGCGCGUUUAAAGGGACGCAACUGAAGAAAAAAUGUAAACAAGGCGAACAAAAGGUGGGUGUUUCUCGUUGUCAGAAUGCUUUAAGGCGAAAUAGAGGUGGGCGAAUCUCGUUGUCAGAAUGAUUUAAGGCUCAUUUGAAAAGGGUUAGAAGAAAAGCGCAGAUUUUAGCCAUAAAUGCAUAAAUUUAAUGUAGUAUUGUUAGGAAACUAUAAGACAGUGUUAUUUUACGUCGAUUUUUGGUAUUGAUGUCAAUGUUAGUCACUUCCUUUGAAAUUACGAUUCGAAAAUGUACUCGCAAAUUUUCAAACAGAUAUUCCCCAAUGUUUAUCUUUUGCCAGUUGCGCCCUUAUCGCAAAGCAC